Sclerotinia borealis F-4128 is the source of this 1230-nucleotide messenger RNA. NCBI's taxonomy places the organism in Eukaryota, Fungi, Ascomycota, Leotiomycetes, Helotiales, Sclerotiniaceae. The record is from the annotation of a GenBank genome assembly.
AUGGCGAGCGCGAAUACCCCAGCACCCCCAGUGUAUCUAGUUAUCGAUCCCGAAGGCGACCUAACCAUCCAACUCAUGAAAGAAGAUAAUUCCACAGAUCGCAUCACCGGAGUAAAAACAACAACGGAAACUCUCCUGGCAACAUAUCUCGUUUCUCGAAACUUUCUCAAAGAAAGCUCCGAUGUCUGGCAACUCUCCAUACAAUGGCAUUUUGAAAGAUGCAGCGAGCCCAUCAUCAAUAUCCAAGAUGGAUCCAUCAAAAGCGUAGAACUCUGGUUCCGACUCCUUCAUGAUGCGAUGAUAGAUGAGAUGCACCAUCUUCCCAUCGAAGACAUCUGGCACGCUCUCCACAUAUGCGAGUACCGCGCUCUCGAUAUCGAACUGUUGAAAGCUUGGUUUCGCAUCUGGAUGGAAAAGAAAGAUUAUGAGAAAUUGGAUGAGGAUGAAAUGGAUCAAUUGAUGACUCCGUGUCUUCUGCUGGAUCUUGCGUUGGCUUUUGCGUGGAUCACUAGGAAAAAGGCGUAUGAGUCUGAAGGUCAUAUUCAUGAGGUUAAUCCGACCGAACACCAUUAUUUGCAUUUGCAUCAUAAUGUUCUGGGUUCAGUCAACGGCGCCCGUGGUUCUCUCCGCGGCAAGCUUCUCCGUGGUCUUUUUUCUCCUCUGGAGGACUUCGCCAAAACUCGCUGUGAAUGCAGUGCCAAAUCCCUAAAGUCCUACGUGACCUCGCUCACCAAGACGGGCAUCUGGCCUCUCGAUACUUGUUGGAAGAAAAGCGUGCAGUAUGUCAUUGAUAGUCCCGGCUUACAAAAAUUCUCUCCCAACAUCCCCGAGAAAUCUGGCGGGAAAUGCGUGGGGAUGUUGAAGGGUGGUUGUGCGGGAAUGGUGCGCAAUAAGGUGCAGAAUGAUUUUCAGGGCUUGUGUCUCGAUUGCAUGGAUGCGAGUAAGAUUACUACGAGGAUGGAUGAGGCGGAUGCGAGAAUGCAUGAUGAGGAUGAUGAUGAUGAUGAUGAUGAUGAUGAUGAUGAUGAUGAUGAUGAGGAUGCGAGUGGUAAUAGGAUGUCGAAGAGUGAUUGGGCGUGUUGGGAACAUGAUCGUAUGUGUGAUUGGAGUAUAGGGUGUAGGGUUAAGCAUGGGCAGCCUACGUGGUAUUUUAGCUAUAUGGGUAGGAGAUCGGAGAUGAAGAUGCAUCAGCAGAAGAUGAAGAGUGAGAAGAGGGAAAGGAAGGACUGA